UGCAGGUUUACCCCCUUCUGAAGCCACAACUAGCACACAAUCAAAGAGAAGAAAGAAACAAACUGGGGUAGAAGAAAGUUUUCACAAUGAACUUCGCCAGAUGGCUGAUGCUCUUAUUGCAAGAAUGUUCUACACAUCAGGUCUUCCAUUCAAUUUGGCAAGAAACCCAAAUUAUCUAGCUGCUUUCACUUUUCUUGCAAACAAUGAUUUGGGGGGGUAUGUACCUCCUGGGUACAACAAGUUGAGGACGACUCUUCUCCAACUGGAGAAGGACAAUGUUGAGAGGCUGCUGGAACCAAUCAAGAGUACAUGGCCGACAAAAGGGGUGACAAUUGCAUCUGAUGGGUGGAGUGAUGCUCAAAGAAGACCCCUCAUCAACUUUAUAGCCAUAGCUGGGAGUGGCCCUAUGUUCUUAAGAGCUAUUAACACAUCAGGAGAUGUGAAGAACAAGGAGUACAUUGCUGAGAAAUUGAUUGCUGUGAUAGAAGAAGUUGGAGCAAAAAAUGUGGUCCAAGUGAUCACAGAUAAUGCUUCAAAUUGCAAAGCUGCUGGGUUGAUAGUGGAACAAAAGUCCACACUCUGA
Phragmites australis (common reed) is the source of this 583-nucleotide messenger RNA. RefSeq lists its product as uncharacterized. Lineage: Eukaryota; Viridiplantae; Streptophyta; Magnoliopsida; Poales; Poaceae. The transcript has 3 exons. The record is from RefSeq and is a predicted model, not a curated record. The coding region runs from base 101 to 583 and encodes 160 amino acids.